Galleria mellonella (greater wax moth) is the source of this 2816-nucleotide messenger RNA. Its product is annotated as facilitated trehalose transporter Tret1-like. Gene Ontology annotation, cellular component: membrane. Gene Ontology annotation, molecular function: transmembrane transporter activity. Bases 215 to 1678 code for a protein of 487 amino acids. NCBI's taxonomy places the organism in Eukaryota, Metazoa, Arthropoda, Insecta, Lepidoptera, Pyralidae. The transcript has 8 exons. The record is from RefSeq and is a predicted model, not a curated record. Gene Ontology annotation, biological process: transmembrane transport.
UACGUAAAAACGAGAUACCUACAUUAAGCGAGCGUGAUUGUCCACUCGUGUUUAGUAUAUUUGUAUAAGUAGAAGCAUUUGAGUGUACAAAUGUAGUGAUUUAUGUUUGUAAUAAAUGCGUCAUGCUAAGUGCCAAAAAUUCCCAAAAAAAUUUACCUGUGUAGACUUCUCCUAUAUUUAAUUCAGUGAUAUUAUUUUUUAAACAUCCUAAGACAUGGAACAUGGUAACAGAAAAGUGCAGUACAUAGUGACACUGGCAGUUUCUCUGGCGGCGGUGACUACCGGUGUGUGUCUUACUUGGACAACUGCAGUCAUACCAAAGUUCUACAAUAAUGAAACUAAUAUUCAUAUCACGGACGCGGGUAUAUCAUGGAUGGCAGCUAUAUCCUCGCCAGGUUUUGUAGUUGGCAGCGUAGCAUCUCGAUUUGUCUCUGACAAGUUCGGCAGGCGAGCUACUUUGCUGAGUAGUGCAUUACCUGUUACUGUCGGCUCAAUAGCCACUUUAUCCGGAUCACACAUAUGGAUUCUAUGUGCUGCAAGAUUUUUGUGGGGUAUCGGUACUGGUAUGAUUAGCACUGUAUCAUCCAUUUAUCUGGCGGAGAUAGCCGACAAGGACAUCCGCGGCUCUUUAAUCGUCGCCAACAGAUUCUUCGUCAAUUUUGGAAUCUUUCUAGUUCUGGUCAUUGGCCCCUUUGUCUCGUACAAUACAAUAAACUACAUGAUAUUAGCAUUACCUAUCUGCUACUUCGUAAGUUGCUGGCUGAUCCCAGAAACGCCCUAUUACUAUUUAAAGGAGGAAAAAGUUGAUAAAGCCAGACAUGUAUUGAAGAAACUCAGAGGAAUAAAGAAUGAGAAGGUUUUGGAAGACGAGCUAUCAACAAUGCGUUCAAAUGUAGGCAAGGAUAUGCGCCGGUCGGGUACCGUUAAGGAACUGUUUUCUGGCAAGCAGUAUCGGAAAGCUCUCUUUAUAAUUGCUGGAUUAAAAAUAGGACAAAUGAUGACUGGAUGUAUCGUGAUUCAACACUACUUAGGCCGAAUAAUGCAAGACAGUCGUUCAAAUAUGAAUUUGGCGACGGUAUUCGUUGUGUUUGGUGCCUUAAGAUUUACAGUUGGUGUAAUGUCAUCAGUGAUAGCUGAUAAGGUGGGUCGUCGUACGCUAUUCAUCUACUCAUUCUUGGGGACAGGAUUAUCAUUAAGCCUAAUCGCUGCAUACUUUUGCUGUCAGGAGGUCAUAAAAAUAGAACAAAGUCAACUCGCCUCUUAUGCAAUCGUCGUUUUCAUUGGAAUCAUUCUUUCUAACAUUAUUUCCACUUUAGGUUACAACUCCAUUAUUUACGCGGUACAAGGCGAGAUAUUCCCAUUGAACGUCAAAUCCCUUGCAAUGACCUGUUUGAAUAUAUUUGGAGGGACACUUAAUUUUUUAGUCACCAAAACCUAUCAAACGCUCAAGGAUGUUUCUGGAACAUUUGGUGUGUUUUUAUUAUUUACAAUUAUGUCUUUUGGUAGUUUUGUAUUUGUGUACUUCUUCGUCCCCGAGACUAAAGGGAAGAGUUUGAGUGAAAUACAAAAGAUACUACAAGGAAAGUACUAUGACGAUGAUAGUAUACAAGUGAACAAAAACUUGAACGAUGUUAAAGAUGGUACAGAGUUGAAGUUGUUGGAAAAUAAAGACAGAUAGUGGGCUAUGUAGACAGAUAUAUACUUACGAUAUAUGAUGUAUAUUUAUUUGUUAGGACUCCUGCUAAGUAAAGCAAAUAUUACCUAUUGUGGUAAGUUAUCAGUGAAUUUACAGGGCAUAGAGGAAUAACACCUGAGUUCUCAGGAAUAGCAACGCAUGGGGAGUAUCAUGGGCGAAACAGUAUAUACAGUAUACUCUGUGAUGUCCGUGAUACUGCUCAUUUAUAGGGCGACGGUUAUCACUUUCCAUCAGGUGGGCCGUCGGCUUGUUUGGCAUUGUAAGUAGCAUAAGAAGAAUAAAAUUCCUUUUAGACGAUAUCAUCCAAAAAAUGUAAAUAUAUUUUGAUAUCACUAAGUGAAGAUAAAUUUAAAUUAUUGCUUAUUUGCUAUUAUAAAUAUUUAAAUAAUUGGUCUAUUUAUUUAAAAACUAUACCAUAGACACACAGUCGGGGUUUAAUAAAUGGAUUGUACAUCAAUAUUACUCUAAUAUGUUGGUUGUGAGGAUUAUGGCACUUUCAGAAAAUUAUUAUUCAGGUAGCAGAAAUAUACUCUUUAUUGUUCUUUACAAAGGUACAGAAUACAGUAAAAUAUUUAGCUGAAACAAAAAUUGCAAGGAAACGAUCACACGGGGAUCGUGCGAUCUUAUCGGCAAAAGCGAUCUCUUUCAAGAGUUUCCAGGCAAUCUUUGAAUAGAGAGGAGUAAUUAUAAAGUUUCCUGAGAAGUCUAAGUUAGUAUAUUAAUAAAUUUGUUUAAAACUUUAAGAUUGCAAUUUCACAUAAUGUAUAGCAACUAUUAUUGUAAUCAUUGUGGUAAUAGAACAUUAGGCACUUUUAACAUUUAAUGUACUUCAUUUUAAACAUUCCAAAUACGUCUUGUAUGAGAUAGAUAUAAAUCCAGCAUUAAAAAAAACAUAAUAAACAUAGUAACUAUGACAGAUUGAUUCGUAUACAAAUGGAUUAUAAAAAAAAUGGUACUUGAUGUAAAAAUUUAUAAGAACAUUAGAAGAUAAAGAUAUAACGAGAGUUGUUAGGUAAUGUGGAUAAGUUAGACAAUUUGAAACUGUGAUCUCAUCUCAGAUAAUUAUGUACACUACUAGGACAAUUUUGACUUGUAAGAGAAAUAAAUAUUGUCAAAAUAA